GUUGAAUUAAGACCAUGAUCCUUUUUGGAAAUCAUUCUAAAAUGAAACUAGUCACAAUAAACAUGAAAUAAAAAGCAUGAUGUAGUAGUGACCCAAAAGGGAUGUGAAGUCUUCUCCAGGACAUGCAGAGACCUGUGGAUGAGCUCUUUCUAGAUUGUGCUCCAGCUUUUCUGAGACCUUUGGGUGUUCCUGAUAAUAAUGGCACAAACUGAAGCAUGCAAAUAAAUCAUGAGUGGAUUCCUCCCAGAGUAUGUCACUGCCUAUCUGGAUGCCAGUAGAAUCUCAGAUUCUAGAUCUUACACUGAAUAGAGAAUCGGUCUAUACAUUCCCUAGACAAACGUCUGCAAUAGUAUGGCACACGGGUCAAGAGUGCGGUCCAGAGCUUGAUCAUCUGGGUUGAAGCCCUGGCUCUACCACCAUUAGCUGUGUGUAGCAAAUCACUACACCUCUGUGACUCACUUUCUUCAUCUGUAAAAUGGGGAGAAUAAUAGGAUCUAUCCCAAAGGUUUACUGGGAGGCUUAAGCUAAUUAAUCCUUAACGACCACUUAGAACUGCUGAAACACAACAAGCCACCAUUAAAUAUCUCUUCAUGUUGAUAGCCACAUACCAAUUCAUUGCUUCUGAAUCCUGCACCAAACUACUGACUGCACACAUUAAAAUCUGUGUCAGAAUGAGCAAGAGGCACAUCAACGUGGGUCAGCAAAUGUGGGCCCUUCUCUACAAGAACUUUCUUUAAAAACGGAGGAUGAAAUGAGAGACGUUGUUGGUAUGGUUCAGUCUAUGUCUUGUCAUAUUUGGAAGAGAAAAAAGUAUUUUCUCAGGCAGUGCAAAUACUUUACCUUCAUUAUUUAAUAUUUAGCAUAUAUUCUGUUCUAACUGGCAGGCUGGGUUUUUUUAACCCCCAAACUCUGGACUUCACUAUUAUUUCAAGGUAAGAUCCUGUAAAAUAGAUCAAUAUUAUAAGCCUUCCCAAAGGCAUUAUUAAAAGAAUUCACAUUCAGAAACUCCCAGAAAAAUAAAGCCACAUCUCUAUGCUGCAGAGAUAACAAUUCUUAACAUCCAAAUUCAUUUGAAACUCAUGAAGGAAUAGGUCCAGAAGUUCAGGGUCAAAGUCCAAGAAAGAGGCAGGAUUUAAUCCAGAAUUAAUUCAGGAAGUAAUCAAAAUUUUUUAAAAUUCAAAAGCCAAACUGUAGCACGUCCACCCACUUGUACUACAGAUACAAUGUCCGUUUUAAAGAGAUAAUGGGCAUGUAACCAAACAGAAAAAGAAAAAGGCAUUUUGAACCUUUGCUUCUGUUAAGAUAGUACUUGUUUCUUAUGAUCAUAAAAAUGAUUAGAUGUGCUUUGUGUAGGAAACUCAGUAAAUUAAAAGUGAAUAAAUAAAUAAGUUGAAGUCGCUCAUAAGAUACCUAUAGUUCAAGGGCUAUGUGAACAUUUGAUCUUAGGGACAUUGUAUGCAUGUGUUCUCUCAGCAAAUAUGUAGUGAAUGCUUGGAUUGGCAAUGAAUAAAGUAUACAAAAGUCUUUGCAAGAACUAAGGAUUAUAUAAAUAUAAAUUAAAAUGUUGGAUUAUAUAUUAUAUAAAUGUUUUACUUCCAAUCUUUUAACUCUUUUUUAUAUAAGCAGUGUACCUGUCAAUUCAUCUCUCCAGGUAGGUGGUAUAGACAUAGCCACCCAACACACAUAGCUAAAAUAAGAUCAUAUGAUGAAUAAGAUACAUACUUCUCUUAAAGGCCAUGUGUUUAGAAUUAAAACUAAAUAAUGAGGCAUGUUCUUAUCACUGAAGUUGAAAUGCAUUCUAAUUCCAGAAUGUUGUCACAAUGACAAAGACUGAAAAUUCUUUUCAUGAAUAAUAUUCUGGGACUAUCAUCUUCCACAUGCAGGCAACAAAAGAUAAAAUACGACCUUGUUCCUGUUGAUGGAAAAUGGUUGUCUAUUUCAUGCCACCUAACAUUUCUUUAUCAUUGUCACUCAAAUUUUAAGAUAACUCUAAACCAUUGGGCCUUUCAUGAAGCAAACCAAUCUUAACACUUACACCGAAGUAUGAUGAACUUAGAUUCUCAACUGGAAUUGGAAUUGAUGCUACAAUUCAGUCUUGAUGCAUGAUGUGCAUAUUUCAAAACAUGUAAAAGACAAAAGAAAAUCAAGAUAUUUAAACUGGGAGAGAGGGAAAAAUGGAAUCCAGACUACAUAGCAGAAUUAAGUUUUUAAAUUUCUGGUGGGUGAUUAAUUUGUGGUUCAACAGAUAUUGAUUUGCUUCAUUUCUCUCUCAUUGCUGUGUAGGAAUGGUUUUUCUCAUGUCUUCUAAUAUUGUUUACAUCCCAAUUUUCCUUCAAUUUACACCAAGUUAAUGACUUUUUCAAUUGUCUGCAGUAGAUCUGAGAUGUGUAGGUAAUUGUAAUGAUUCUAAUUAUAUUAUUGCAUUUGCACCUGAUUCCAAAACAACCUGGGAGAUCAUGAACAAAGUGGCUUCAGCCCCAUUCAUGAGAGGUGCAGUGAGAGUCAUCUUUAAGGACACCUUUGCAUAUCGUUUGAAGUUUUCCUGGGGAGGUAGAGUGUCCAGGAUGAAGGAACACAGAGACCAUUCAGCUCAUUGUCAAGCAAUAGGUGACAAACUCACGUGUGAAGCUUCACUCUUCUGGGAGAAGGGCUUUGUGGCUUUUCAAGCUGUCAUUAAUGCUGCUCUCAUAGAAGCUCUCACGGGGCUUGAUGCAUGCUGCCUCCAUCUUUCUUGUGGCUGCUUUGAUGGCUCUUACUGUGAAAUCUGCCCAACUUGUCGUCCUCAUGGGCUUCGUGGUGGUCUUCACCCUCUUUCUCCUCUAUGGCCUGUCUUCAUAUUUGAGUAGUUGCAUGAGAUGGUAUCUAGGCAUGGGGGAAUGGAUGAAAUAUACUUCAGUAUUAUGAAAUUCUUUCGGAGUGGACCUUAUGUCUCCUCAGCCCCUUUGCUUUCACUGCUGGAAUGGCCCAGUUAAGAAUUAAUAUACCUAUUUCAUUUUUUACAAAACAUUUCAAACCAAGGCCCUCUGAAUAAUUCAUGCUACAGGUUCAAAGCAUUAAAAUUCCUGACCACUUUUGUAAAAAAAAACAGAAGAGAGAGGUUUUUAUUUUUCUCUUUUCUCUCUCAGCAUGAUCAGUUUUCUUUUAAGUCACUAAAUACAGGCUGAUCCUCCAUUAUUGAUGUGGUUCAGCUUUUGCUUUUAGUGACUUGUACCCAUGAACAUUUAUCUAAUUUGAUGCCCAAGAAACAUGAUCUUUAAUAUUAUUGCAAGUAUUUGAAAACCAGGAAUUCAAUAGAAAUAAAUUUUUAUUUUUAGUUGUCUAAUUAUAUACGAAGCUGAACCUCUACUCAGAAAAUUUAAGUCUAAUUCCACCCAUCCUAUAUCCUAUGAAAUCCUAUAGACAGCCGAGCUCAAACAUCACCGUCCUUGAGUUUUUAUCACCUGAAGGACUUGCUUCCUGCUGUCUGUGGACCUCUAAGCCCUUAGUGCCAACCUCCUCUAAUGCCCAAAUUCCUUUGUAGUUAGAUGGUUUUAUCGCUGUGGCUUCCAAUAGAUUAGAGCCCUGUAAAGUCAGGGAUUAUGUUUCAUUUGUCUUUUCAACCCCAGUGUCUAGCAGAAAUAAGACAAUAAUGAUUCUUAAUGCUCUAUCCUUUUUAAAUUCAAUGUAUGGAUCUUUUUCUUUUCAGCUUAUACUUUUGGACUAUGAUGUGAAUUCUACCAUUUGGAUUCUUCAAACAGCCCAUACCUAUUAAUAGCCCCCCUAUUCAUGUUGGUUUUUGAUACGCUUCUCUAUUUGGUAUUGACAUCAUAUUUUGACAAAAUUUUACCCAGUAAGUAGGAACAUGAUUGUGAGUCAGUGUAUUUCAUUCAUUGCAUUUCUUUAAAAAAAAAAUCUCUACAAAUUGAAUAUAUAUUCUCAAGCAUCCUCACCCACCCCAGUUUCUAAAAUAAGCAUAACAAUAUUCUACACAUUGUUUACAGAGUCACUUUCUAAGAUCUUGUUCUUUUAUAACACUUUAGAUUGUGUCUUCUUUAAGAAGAGACACUUAUAAAGGAGUGAGAAUAAUUAUACUGAUAAUGCUUAUAUCAGAACUGGAUGAAGAAAACUUGUGCUUAAUACUGGAUCUUAGGAAUUUCUAAGUGCUCCCCAAAAAGGUUACACUGACAUGCUGUCCUACAGUGCUUGUAAUCCUUAAUGUGGUGACUGACCCAAUAUUCAAUUGCUUCCUGAUCAUGUAGCUGAAUAUGGACAUCAAUGUUCUCCCUGGUUUUUCCUGAAACUCUCCUUUUGUUCUCAACACCAAAGUGUGGAUCAUGUGGCCCUUGAGAAUGAAAUAGAUUCAGAUUCUUCAUCUAAUGACUCUUUUGAACCAGUGUCUCCAUAAUUCCAGGGGAAAGAAGCCAUCAGGGUCGAGUAUUGAUCACUUUAUGCAUUCACUGAGGCGACAGAACAUAGCUUUGGAAGUGGACCUCGGGUCUAGAAAUGGCCCAAACGAGCCAUCCUACAAUGGCGCCAUCACCGUGUCCCAGGGUGACAAGGAUCACAAGUUAUUGAUGGCAUGUAAUCAAAGGCUGAAUUGCUUUCCUGUCCUCAUGGAUAUCAUUAGCAAUGGGCUACUUGGCAUUUUUAAUUCUUCAGAACAUAUUCAGACUGACAGAAGCACAAAUUUUGAAGAGCAUAGGUCUUACGAGCCUGGGAGCCUGAGUAUCACCUUCUUCUGGACUCCUGUGGCAGCCUGUUUUGCUCCUUACAUCGCAAUGAACAGCAUUGGUGACUAUAAAAAAAAAGUUCUCUCCCAGCUUUGGAUUUCAGGCCUCUAUCCUUCUGCUCACUGAUUUGGGCAGGUGCUGGUAGAUAUCCCACUGUACUUUUUCAUUUUCCUCCUAAUGCAAAUGAUGGAUUACAUUUUUAGCCCAGAAGAGAUUAUGUUCAUAAUUAAAAGCCAAUUAGUUCAGAUCCUGUGUAGUAGUGGAUAUGUCUCAUCUCUUGGUGUAUUGACAUAUGUGCUAUCAUUCAUUUUUCACAAUGGAAGAAAAAACAGUGGUAUUUGGUCAUUUUUAUUCUUAUAAAUUACCGUCUUCUCCACAGUUGCAAUCGAUAUAAGUGAAUACAGAUUUCUAGGGCUAUUUCUCUGCCCCAUAUUAACUCCUCCCUUCACACUGAUUAGCUCUCUAUGCAUUUAUUCUGAGAUUUCUCAAACUAUGGAAUACUUAGGAACUUCAGAGGAUCAACUUGUGUUCCUGGCAUUGCUAAUAACUUACCUUCAUUUUCUCAUUUUCCUUUUUGUUCUAUGAUGUCUGGAAAGGAACUUUAGGAGGAAAUCAAUGAGAAAAAACUCUGUGUUCAGAAUUUCUCCAAGAAACAGUUAUGAUUUUCCAAACCCAGAAGAACCUGAAGGAGAGGAAGAAGAUGUUCAGGUGGACCGAAUGAGGACAUCAAGUGCUCUGACUGUUCCAGACACUGAUGAGAAACCAGUCAUCAUUGCCAGCUGUCUAUGGAAGGAAUAUGCAGGCAAAAGGAAAAAUUGCUUUGCCAAGAGGAAGAAAAAAGUGGUCACAAGAAACGUCUCUUUCUGUGUUAAAAAAGGUGAAGUUAUAGGUCUCUUAGGGCAUAACGGAGCUGGUAAAAGUACAAUUUUUAAGAUGAUAACCAGAGACACAAAUCCAACAGCAGCUCAGGUGAUUUUGAAUGGGAGCCACGGAGGGGAUGCUCUCGGGUUCCUGGGCUGCUGUCCUCAGGAGAACACGCUGUGGCCCAGCCUGCCCGUGCAGGUGCACCUGGAGGUGUUCACCACCGUGAAGGGGCUGAGGAAGGCAGCUGCCACAGCCGCCAUCGCACGCUUGGUGGAUGCGCUCAAGCUGCAGGACCAGCUGAAGCUUCCCAUGAAGGCCUUAUUGGAGGGAAUAAAGAGGAAGCUGUGCUUUGCACUGAGCAACCUGGGAAACCUGUCGGUGGUUCUCCUGGACAAGCCAUCCAUGAGCAUAGACCCCGAGGGGCGGCAGCAGACGUGGUGAGGGGAUCAGGCAAUGCAGGCCACCUUCAGAAACAUGGAGAAGGGCACCCUCCUGACCACUCAUUACAUGGCAGAGGCUGAGGCCAUGUGUGACUGCGUGGCCAUCCUGGUGUCUGGAAGGCUGAGGUGUAUCGGUUCCAUCCAAUAUCUGAAAAGCAAAUUUGGCAAAGGUUACCUGCUGGAGAUGAAGGUGAAGCGCCCUGCCCAAGUGGAGUCGCUCCACGGGGAAAUGCUGAGGCUGUUCCUGUUCCCCCAGGCUGCGUGCCAGGAGAGGUACUCCUCCCUGAUGGUCUACAAGUUGCCUGUGGAGGACGUGAGACCCUUGUCUCAGGCCUUCUUCAAACUAAAGAUUGUUAAACAGAGCUUCGACCUGGAGGAGUACAGCCUCUCGCAGUCCGCCCUGGAGCAAGUUUUUCUGGAGCUCUCCAAAGAGCAGGAGCUGGAGGACUUUGAUGAGAAAACUGAUCUCUCAGUGAAAUGGAAGCUCCUCCCACAGGAAGAGCCUUGAACCCCCAAAUACCCCAUGUUUCUCCUUAAGCUUGUGACUUUUUAAGACAGUUUUUUAUGUCAUUAAUAUACUUUACCUCAGAUAUGGCACAAAAUACUCUGGAAACUCUUGUCUUCGUUUUUGUCAAUAUUAUUACUCCAGAGUAAAUAUAAGUAAGCGUAAGUGGGACUACAGAGUAAGGUCAGUAAGAACUUGAUGUAGCCAGGCCACACACUUUCUGUCUCUGCAGCUAAAUCCCACAUUUCAUACAGUAGUAAAUUUAAAAACUCAUUUAUUAUAGAAUUGUUGAUGCUUCUGAAGAUUAUACAGAGAUUAUUUUAUUUUCUUUCUCUGGACUUCAAAAUAUUGGAUCUUUUCUUAUCUUUGUGAGUUAGGAAGUACAAAGACCUAAUGCUGAUUUUAGAGGAAAAGGCGCUAAUUGAUUAUGCCACAGUAUAGUAUUUGCUCUCUGUCAUUCAGUUUUUUUUCUUACUCUUAAUUCACUGAUUUUCCUUUUUGGUUAUUUUUCAAAUGUUAGACUGUAAGUCCAUGCUUUGUUGUGACUAUGAAGGAAAUUUGAAAUCUCUUAACUUCAGUAAAAUUUUUGAAAGAUCAAGUUGAUAAGAGUUUUCAAACACAUUAUUUUACAUGCAAUUUUGAAACAUAUUUCUGAUUUUAUAUGUUUUCUUAUGACACAAGGGUCUACCCUUACACAAAGUGCUACAACUUCAUAGAUCUUAAUUUCUCAUGCUUAUGUAUGUUAUGACCUAUCCAACUGGUGACCCUAUAACACCUUAAAAUCAAUGUAAUAUGCUUGUAUACUCUUAUUUAGGUGAGUUUGUAUUGUUGUUGUUGUUGUUGAUAUGAUUAUUAUUGCUUGCUGUUAGGGGCUGGAUUGUGUUCACCCCAAUUCUUAUGUUGAAGCCUUAAAUUCCAGUGUGGCUGUGUUUGGAGGUAGGGCCUUUAAGGAGAUAAUUAAGGUUAAGUGAGGUCGUAAGGGUGGGACCUCAAUCCAAUAACAUGAGUGUCUUUCUAAGAAGAGGAGACACCUAUCUCUCUGUGCACUAACAGGGGAAAGAUCAUGUGAGGAAGACAUGCAAGAAGGUGGCUGUCUGCAAACCAGGAAGAGAGACCUCACCAGAAACUGAAUUUCUUGGCACCUUGAUCUUGGACUUUUCGCCUCCAGAACGGUAAGAAAAUACAUGUCUGCAGUUUAAGCCACCCAGCCUGUAUUUUGUUAUGGCAGCCCAAGCAGGCUAAUACACAAGCUAAUCAAACAUUGGAAGGAAAUUGUGUGAGGGGCCUUUACUUGGAUUCUAGCUGUGUCUUGUAUCCUCUUAGCUUAUGGAAAUAAAGCACUGCCCUCAGCACAUGAGAAUCCUCAUAUGACA
Manis pentadactyla (Chinese pangolin) is the source of this 7891-nucleotide messenger RNA. RefSeq names its product ATP-binding cassette sub-family A member 9-like. Gene Ontology annotation, molecular function: ATP binding; lipid carrier activity; ATP hydrolysis activity. Gene Ontology annotation, biological process: transmembrane transport; lipid transport. Lineage: Eukaryota; Metazoa; Chordata; Mammalia; Pholidota; Manidae. The record is from RefSeq and is a predicted model, not a curated record. Gene Ontology annotation, cellular component: membrane; intracellular membrane-bounded organelle.